AUGGUUCAAAUAUUAUCUCAAAGCCCUGCCUCUUCGUCUUUUUCCCCACCCAACAUAGUUGUGGUGGGAGGUGGUGCGAGCGGACUUGCAGUACUCCUUCAAUUGAUUGAGAGGGCUAAAAGCGGUAGCCAGUUUGGAAGAGUUAUCGUGUUGGAAAAGAACAAAAUCCUUGGUCCGGGUCUGGCCUACUCAGAUGCCUGUACUGGUACGGUAUUGAACAUGCAUACCGAUACAAUGGGCCUAUACUUCGACCAGCCGCGCCAUUUUUCUCAAUGGCGAACAUCUUUCAAAGAAGGCGACUUUCCCUCGCGGCAAAACUACGGGGAUUACCUUCAAGCUACCUGGGCCCAAGCAAUGGACGCAGCUCAGCACACUGGAUUGACGGUUACUGUUGUUCAUGAUGAGGCCAAAGAGAUCGACAAAGGGGAUGAUGGCACCUUUUCCUUGACACUUGGAAAUGGAACACGCCUCAUGUCGCCGGUCGUUGUCUUAGCUCUGGGGAAUUUCACCUCGGUUUUUAAUUCCCAUCUCAUCAACCUACCCGGAUUCUUUCAGAGCCCAUGGCCCCUGCCCCAGCUAAAAGCCAUCCCACCUGAAUCUUCUGUCAUUAUCGUGGGCUCGCGAUUGUCUGCAGUGGAUGCUGCCACAUACCUCUCCGACAACGGCCACCAAGGCACUAUCACUUUGAUUUCACGUAGUGGUCGUCUGCCUAAAGUCCAAGGAGACCAGACUACCUAUCCACGUCGUUAUGCAUUACAUGAGCUUGCAAAACAGAUUGAAUUUGAUCCUCAUGAUAGCCUUCUUCAGGUGAUGAGUGGCUUAAUGGAUGAGCUGUCACAAGCCACAAACGGUGACUGGAGCUGGAUUCUAGAUGAUUUAUGCCCAGUGAAGCAGAUACGACAUGAUAUCAAGGCUGCUCUCACCGGUCAAGUCCAGUGGCAGGCAGUCCUACGAGGAACAGCUCCAGUCAUUGAGCGAUACUGGAAUUGUUUGUCUCCAACGAGCCAACAGCUAUUCAUGGAGAAAUAUCAUAGUGUCUGGAUGAGGUUCCGUCAUGGAAUGCCCGUGCAAAAUGCACAGAAGGUACUCAGGAUGCUGGAAAGCUCCCAACUACAAGUCCUUCAAGGAGAUUCGGUGAAAUGGGACGGCACGUUCAAAGCACAGACUUCCGCUGGCAUUGUCGAGGCCCCGUACGUAAUUGAGGCCACUGGCCAAGAGUGCAGACUAGAGCGCAUCCACUCGCCCCUUCUCCAGUCCGCACUAAAGAACAACCUUAUCACGGCUCAUCCUAAUGGUGGAAUAGCCGUCGACUUUGAUGGCUUGAGGGCUUCACCGGGGCUUUACGCAAUCGGGUCCCUGACUAGUGGCACACAUUUAUACGUGAGUGCCAUCGACCGGAUUGCGGCCCAUGCUGCUCGGAUCUCCUACAGUUUGACGCAGAACCCUAGUGUGCAAUCAUUGCAUGUGGCAAUCUUCUGUGGGUCCGAUCUUUUCUCGCACCUCAUGGUUAGCAGUUUAGUCCCUCAAAUUCUCGCUGCCGGUCAUGUCCCUUUUGUCUACCUGCCCAAACACAAGAGCAGCAGCAGCACUAUUUCAUUUGAUCUCCGAGAGCUGGCCUUUUUUGAACGAGAAUUGCUACAGCAGUACGUUCGGCCUUACUUCAAAGAUGGGGCCGUCGAAGGUACCACAAAAAAAACAGUGGACCAAAUCCGGACCACAUACGGAAUUCUUGUUGAAGAGGUACCCAACGUCAACAAGAUGUCCUUCAUCCAGACACUUGCCAGACACCACAUCAGCAUUGGUUUAUCAAUCCGGUGCUACCAGCGCUUCAAAUCGGACAUCAUUCGCUACUUCUCAAAGCCUCGACUUUUACUCAACCUCCACCCUGGGGUGCUUCCUGCUUACCGCGGAGUCAUGACGACUGUCCGGGCUAUGAAAAACAAGGAAAUUUACUUCGGAUAUUCCCUUCAUGCCAUCGACGAGAACUGGGACUCGGGGAUGUAA
This is a messenger RNA of Penicillium mononematosum, 2004 nucleotides long. RefSeq names its product FAD-NAD(P)-binding-domain-containing protein. The record is from RefSeq and is a predicted model, not a curated record. Lineage: Eukaryota; Fungi; Ascomycota; Eurotiomycetes; Eurotiales; Aspergillaceae. The coding region runs from base 1 to 2004 and encodes 667 amino acids. The transcript has a single exon. Gene Ontology annotation, biological process: biosynthetic process.